Gopherus evgoodei (Goodes thornscrub tortoise) is the source of this 1295-nucleotide messenger RNA. RefSeq names its product myelin protein zero (gene MPZ). Lineage: Eukaryota; Metazoa; Chordata; Testudines; Testudinidae. Gene Ontology annotation, biological process: myelination. Gene Ontology annotation, cellular component: membrane. The record is from RefSeq and is a predicted model, not a curated record. The transcript has 6 exons.
CAGGCAUUUUGCAGACCCUGCAUCACUGAAGCUCUGGCUGUUUUUAAACCCCGGGGCCACUCUCCAGCCAUCCUUCGGCGAGGAACUCUCGGCCCCACUGCUGGCUCGCCCAUGCCUCUAGGAGUCAUACAGUAACUGGAAGCUAUGUGGUCCCAAGGCGCUUCGGGGAGUGGGAGCCUCGUGCUGGUCGCUGCCCUGUUCUCUGCACUGGUGCUGGCUCCGACCCUGGCCAUCCACGUUUACACACACCGGGAGGUCCAUGGCACGGUGGGAUCACAGGUCACCCUUGCCUGCAGCUUCUGGUCCAGCGAGUGGAUCUCUGAAGAUGUCUCCAUCACCUGGCUGUUCCAGCCAGAGAGUGGCAAGGACACCAUCUCAAUAUUCCACUUCGUGAAGGGGCAGCCCUACGUCGAUGAAGUGGGCGCCUUCAAGAAUCGCAUGGAGUGGGUGGGGGACCCACACCGCAAGGACGGCUCCAUCAUCAUCCGCAACCUGGACUACACCGACAACGGCACCUUCACCUGCGACGUCAAGAACCCACCCGACAUUGGUGGCAAGUCGUCUCAGGUCACCCUCUAUGUCCUCGAGAAAGUACCCACCAGGUACGGUGUGGUCUUGGGGGCCGUCAUCGGAGGAGUGCUGGGGUUGGUCAUCCUUGUGGUGGUGAUAGGCUAUCUCAUCAGGUAUUGCUGGCUAAGGAGGCAGGCAACGCUGCAGAGGCAACUCAGUGCUAUGGAGAAAGGCAAACUGCAGCGGUCAGCCAAGGAUUCAUCAAAACGAGGCCGCCAGCCCCCUGUCCUGUACGCCAUGCUGGACCAUAGCCGGAGCACCAAGUCAGCCAGCGAGAAGAAAUCCAAGGGCGGCCUGGGCGAGUCCCGCAAGGACAAGAAAUAGCGGUUAGCAGGCAGGGAAGGUACCCCCAAGGCAGGCGCCGAGCCCCCCCGCAGUUCAAAGGUCGUCAUGACCAUCGAGAUGGAAUUGAGGGGGGAUGAGGCUGAGGCCACUGGCCUCAAACCCGCCGUCAAGUCCCCGAGCAAGAACAGCCUCAAAAAUGCCCUGAUGAACAUCAUCAAGAUGGACUCAGAAAAAUGAUGAACACCCCCAAACUGAGGAAGAGGGUGUCCUGCCUCUCCCCCUCGGCUUCCUGAGGGAGGGGGCCAGGAAGCCUGCCCCACCAUCCCCUCCUCCUGGCUUCACCUCUCAGCACUACUCUGCGGAGAGCCUGCUCUCUGGUCCAUCGGGCUGAGGGGCAGGGCUAGGCCAUGGCACAUCAGCACGGGCUCCCUCUCUCUAGG